GGCGGAGCGGCGGGAAGCGGCGCGCGCGCGGUGGCCUCUGUUCCUUUAAUAAACUGGCGGUUAUCUGCUGUAACAAAUGUCUCGCUGCCAUCAUCAAGUCCAGGCAAGGAGGGAGGAGUUUUUAAUGUUCAGUUUGUUCUACGGAUCGAUGUCUGCUGGCGUCGCCUCUCCCCCUCGGCCGCACCGCGCGUAAUAAUCUGCCUCCUGUGCCGCUGGCGCACGCUUCUCCUUUUUUCCCCCUUCUUCUUUUUGUUUUUGCGCACAUUCUCUGCGCAUUUUCGCACGGCGAAAAGUGCGGAUGGCGCUGAGUGACACGCGUCGAUCAGCGUAUGUGGCGCUGACGGACGGAACCGGAUGGUGAAAGGAGACGAUCCGCCGCCGGUAAGAGGAGCAGGAGGAAGAAGGAGGUGAAAGACCGAUUUUAACAUCUGCUCUCCCCUGAAAUCCAGUGGAUUUUUUUCGCCCCGUGUUUAAUAGUGAAAGAGACUCAACUCUUCGGAGCACCAGAAUAAAGACUCGCGCACUGUGCGUGUGCGUGGACUGUCCCAGCGUUCACAUUUCCACCUGGGCGCGUGAACCGCGACUCCAGAAUCAAUCAAUCAAUCAAUAAACAUGCCACGGAGGAAACAGCAGGCGCCCAAACGGGCUGCGGUGUACAUGCCAGAUGAAGAUGCUGUUGAACAGGAUUCUGUCACUGAGGAAGAUGGAGAGAAUGACACUCAAACUGAAGAGGAGAGCUCGGAGAAGACCAGCCCUAAAGUGUCUGAGGACAGAGAGCUGGACAAUAAGAGCACGAACACCUACAGCAACCAGAACUCUCCCACUAGCGUGCUUUCCAACCAGGAGGCAGAGCUGGAGUCUCGCCUUAGUGACAGCAGUGACAGACUCUCGGACUUCAAAACCUCCUCACCACUUGAGAGCCAGAGGGAUGAAGAGAGCUGCAGCUCCAAGCACAAAGAGGACAUGAGCAACAGUUUGGAGAAAAUGAGGGCAGCCUAUGCAAACUUUCUCUCCGAGUCCUACUGGACGGGGAUCGGAGUGGACUUGAAAAUGGGCAAAAACACCAGCAAAGCCAACUGUGACAGCACCAACGGAAGCACAAAGAGUGAAUUUGACUGGCACCAGGACGCACUGUCCAAAACCUUGCAGCAGACACUGUCCCCAAAGCCCGUGUCCAAACCCAACCUCUUCAGCUCCGUCCACCUGUACAGGCAAAGCACUAAACCUUGCGGUUCGGUGUUCACAGGUGCCAGCCGGUUCCGCUGUAAGGAUUGCAGCGCCGCUUAUGACACCCUGGUGGAGCUCACGGUCCACAUGAACAAGAGCGGCCAUUACCAAGACAACAACCACAGCAAGCAGAGCAAUUCCUCCAGCUCGUCUUCUAAAUCAAGGAAACGCAAUUUGCAAGAUAUGGAAGGAAAAGAAGACGCCCAAAAAGUUUUAAAGUGCAUGUUCUGUGGUCAUUCAUUCGAUUCACUUCAGGAUUUGAGCGUCCAUAUGAUUAAAACCAAACAUUAUCAGAAAGUGCCUUUAAAAGAACCAAUACCCGUAAUCACUCCCAAAUUGUUGCCACCAGCAAAGAAACGGGCCUUUGAGACCGCAAGACCUUGUUCCCCCGACUCUACGACCGGCGUAUCGGGCUUCACGGAGGCACAGCGUGCCGCUGCCAUUUCAAAUGCUAACAGUAACCGCUACGGCUAUCAGAAUGGAGCGAGUUACACUUGGCAGUUUGAGACGUGCAAGUCUCAGAUUCUUAAAUGCAUGGAGUGUGGAAGUUCCCACGACACCCUUCAGCAGCUCACCACCCACAUGAUGGUCACCGGACACUUCAUUAAGGUCACAAACUCAGCUUCUAAGAAGGGUAAACAGCUAGCUCUUGACCCGCUGGCCAUAGAGAAGAUGCAGGGUUUAGCUGAGUCUGCUGCCAGUGAAUGCGAGGGAGAAAAGAUGUCUCCAAAAAAUUCUUCCUCUGGGAGCAGUGAGAAGGACAGCCAAGGGGAAGGUGCAUCUGACAAAAUGGAAGAAACUGAAGUGAAAGAUGACAAGCAGGACAGUGAGGAACAAAUGGCAGGUAACAGAGCGUUUAAGUACCCUUAUCUCCGUGAGGAGGAUCUUGAACAGGACUCAGGCGGUGGAGGAGACAUCCUUAAAUCAUUAGCCAACACAGUGGCCUCUGCCAUUAAUAAAGCUCAAACAGGGACUCCAAGUUGGAGCGCCUACCCCAGCAUCCACGCCGCCUAUCAGCUCUCUGGGAUCAUCAAAAACACUCCUCUCUCUGCUUCCCCGCCUACUCAGCUAAAGCAGACUUUUAACCACAAGCUGAGGCCGAUUGCCCCAAAGGGGAAGAUGUUCCACGGCGCCGUGGGGGUUGAGGCUCCCCAGGCUCAGCAUCAAACUGUGGACAUCAAAAAAGAAAUGGUCGGCAUUAGCGAUGGUAAAGUAAUUCAGAAUAUUAAGUUUGAUCUGGAGAAUGAUGACAGCGAUUGUCAGGAUGAUUCCUCUUCCUCUUCAAAGCUGGACGCAGACUGUUUGAAUGAAGGGUGCGACAUGAUCAAAGGAAAGUUGAGCCCAGAUUUCUCAGACAGAGGCAAGACUCCCAGUCCCUGUGCCACCAACGGACGCAGCACAACAUCAGAUAUACUCAGUGACACUCCGGAUAUACUCGGCAUAAACCCUCUUAGUGCGCUGCAGUCAGUUCUCAACAAUCAUCUGGGCAAAGCAAACAAGCCCAAUAAUUCAAGAGUAGAUAAACUGUCUCACACCUCGUCUAUUUAUGGUGACAUGAACCGUAACGAAAAACCAGCUUUAGUCCUGGGUAAUCCGAUACAAAAUAGGCCGGAUAAUACCUUCCUCUUUGUUAGUGACGACCAGCCAAUAGACCUGACGAAAUCUAAACACAGCAAGUCGACUUCUUCAGUCCUCCAGCCGUCUGCUCCAGUGCCGCAGAAAUACGCUCUGUCUGACAUCGCCGACAUGGUCAAGGUCCUUCCAAAAGCCACAACCCCCAAACCCUCCAUACCAUCGAGGAUCCCAACAAUGAAACUGGAGUCAGACGUCAGACGCUUCGAGGAUGUGUCAGCAGAGUUAUACUCCGUACACAAACGCAAAGGUCGACAGUCAAACUGGAAUCCGCGCCAUCUUCUCAUCCUGCAAGCUCAGUUUGCCUCCAGCCUCUUCCAGACCUCUGAGGGAAAAUACUUGCUCUCAGACCUUGGCCCUCAGGAACGGAUGCACAUCUCCAAGUUUACUGGAUUGUCCAUGACCACCAUAAGCCAUUGGUUAGCAAAUGUAAAAUACCAACUGAGGAAAACUGGAGGGACCAAAUUUCUAAAGAACAUGGACACUGGCCAUCCGGUCUUCUACUGCAAUGACUGUGCAUCCCAGUUCAGAUCGCCAACUACAUUCAUUUCCCACCUGGAAUCCCAUCUUGGGUUUCAAAUCAAGGACAUGUGCAAGAUGCCGGUGGAGCACCAGACGAAGGUAGAAGAGCCAGAACUGUCGAAGGCCCUUGCAGUCAGAGCCACAGAGGCGCUUGUCACGGAGGAUGACAUUGACUCAAAGUUCAAAUGUAAGCUCUGCUGUAGGACAUUUGCAAGCAAUCACGCAGUCAAACUCCAUUUGAGUAAAACUCACAGCAAAUCCCCUGAUAACCAUUCACAAUAUGUGGAAAUGGACAAGGACUAGUUUUUCCUGUUGUUGUCACUCUUUCUUUUCUCUUUGUUUUAAAUUUUCUUACACGGGUCAGUUAUUUCAGCCAUUUUUCAAUUAGCGUUGUGUAGUGUGCAUCAUUAUGACAUUUAAAGCAUUUCAGCAAAGACACACUGGUUAGGCAUCGUAUAAGAGACACUUUUGCACCCCGCGCAAAUGCAUCACCAGUAAUGAAAUGUAUUACUGCUUGAAGAAACAUAAUUGCUGAUGUUUGCAUGCAAUAGCCUUGGCUAUGACUACUAUUUAUUUGUAUAUGUCAAGUUUCAAUGGUAUUUCAAAGGGAAAAAAGAAGUAAUUGUACUUUACAUCUUUAGCGAUGCAGCACGCCUGCAUCAACAUGACCACAACAAACAUGCAGAACUGUACAGUGUAUUGCUAUGUAAAGAUGUUUUGUGUUGCAAUGAUAGAAGAGAAAGGAAAAAAAAAGCACUUUAAUAAACGUUUAAUCACCAGUUUGGACUCAGACGAAUUCUGUACAUGACUCAAAAAGUAAGUGAAGAAUCAAGGACAUUCAUGUGUUCAUAUGUUUUACAAAAAAAACAAAACAAAAAAAUCAUGCAAAAAUAGAUUAUCAACAAGUCAGAUGACACCUGUGAUACCUGCACCUUUUUUCUUUACUUAUUCGAAUAAAGAGUUAACAUUUG
Messenger RNA from Thalassophryne amazonica, 4352 nucleotides. RefSeq names its product teashirt homolog 2. Gene Ontology annotation, biological process: regulation of transcription by RNA polymerase II. The transcript is spliced from 2 exons. The record is from RefSeq and is a predicted model, not a curated record. Gene Ontology annotation, cellular component: nucleus. Gene Ontology annotation, molecular function: DNA binding; DNA-binding transcription factor activity, RNA polymerase II-specific. The coding region runs from base 613 to 3684 and encodes 1023 amino acids. NCBI's taxonomy places the organism in Eukaryota, Metazoa, Chordata, Actinopteri, Batrachoidiformes, Batrachoididae.